Molecule: messenger RNA, 1580 nt
Organism: Dunckerocampus dactyliophorus (ringed pipefish)
Lineage: Eukaryota; Metazoa; Chordata; Actinopteri; Syngnathiformes; Syngnathidae
Gene: rad51b
Product: RAD51 paralog B
Exons: 10
Coding region: 91-1161 (356 amino acids)
Biological process (GO): double-strand break repair via homologous recombination
Cellular component (GO): Rad51B-Rad51C-Rad51D-XRCC2 complex
Molecular function (GO): ATP binding; DNA binding; ATP hydrolysis activity
Source: RefSeq, a predicted model, not a curated record
GAAGAAGCCAGUCCUAUUACAAGUACAAUAAAAACAAACUAAUGAAGUUGUAUUUUAUAGACACUGUAAGAUGAGUUUAAAGAGCCAACAAUGGCGUCUAGAGCACUGAAGCGAGCCGGCGUGUCUCCUGAGUUGUGUCAGCGGCUUAAACGAAGUAAAAUAGAAAGUUGUAAGGACCUGCUGUCUCGGACUCCUUUUGAAGUGAUGCACGCUGCAGACCUGAGUUACCAGGAGACUUUAGAGAUGUUGGAAUCUGUGAGCAGAGUCAUCGCUCCCUCAGCCAUUACGGCGUUGGAGUUGUGGAAGCGACAGUCAGACUCUUAUUUGUCCACAUCUCUGCCAGCUUUGGACAAAGUGCUGAGGGGAGGUUUACCCUCUGGGAGCAUCACUGAGGUGGCGGGACCGUCUGGCUGUGGGAAGACUCAGUUGUGUUUAAUGCUGAGUGUUGUGGCCACACUGCCAAAGGAGCUGGGUGGUCUGGACCGCAGCGUGAUCUACAUUGACACUGAGUCAGCGUUCUCUGCUGACAGGCUGGUGGAGAUCGCACAGAGCCGGUUUCCAGACUUCUUCAGCUCCAAGGAGAAAGUCUUACAGAUGGCAGGGAGGGUCCAUGUCUUCAGGGAGCUCACCUGCCAGGAUGUCCUCAACAGACUGGAGAGACUGGAGGAGAUCAUCAUCUCCAGCGGAGCAGGUCUGAUCAUACUGGACUCAGUGGCUUCUGUGGUUAGAAAGGAGUUUGACACAACAUUGCCUGGCAACCUGAUACACCGCAGCAACCUGCUGGGACAGGAAGCCACCACUCUCAAAUAUCUGGCUCAUCAAUUCAACAUCCCUGUGGUCCUGACCAACCAGAUCACCACUCAUAUUGGGCAUCAAGGUACUGCUGGGGAGGAUUAUGACGGGUUUGUGACAGCAGCUUUGGGAAACACAUGGAGUCACAGCGUCAACACCCGUUUUAUUGUACAGUACGUGGACGCACGCCAUAGACAGCUGUUGGUUGCCAAGUCACCCGUGGCUCCCUUUGCUGUGCUCAACUACGUCAUCCACAAGGAGGGAAUCUGCAUGCAUGAAAAUGAUGGUGAAGAGGGCUUGUACGAAGGCACUGAUCCCAGCCUCCAGACUAUUCGGGUGAGAACUGGACUCGAAAUGCAUACAAAGUGACUCUAUUCUUCCAAAGCACAAGUGCGGUGGCAGUUCCUGGAGGAUGUUUGCCUCUUUUUCCAAUUGUUGUAACUCUUUGUCCAAUUGUUCACCAUGGAAAAUAAAUCUAAUUUGUUACCUUUUGUUAAUAUAGCAUACAACUUUUCAUGAAUGUCUCUCUGAUGUGGUAAAGCGUACUGUAACUUGUCCCCUCUGUUAUGCUAUUUUUUAAAUGUUAUACAAUUUUAAAAAUUUUUGCAAAUUUUUCAAUGUGGUUAAUAAACGUUUUAAAUCUUCUAUGGUCACCAGAUGACGCACUAUUUCCAGCAUUUAUUGUUAGUUUUUCUUUAGUUCCCUAAUGUGUCUUCAUGGAUUAGGGUCAUAUACAUCCUUUGAAUGGACUGAUUAAAACAAUAUGCAUUAUUGUCAGGGAAUGGUUU